CGCGCGACGCGCGCGGACGCCGCGAUGGCGCGCGAGGCGUCGAGACCGAAUCCUCGACUGAUGGACAUCGCGGAGACGUACGCCAAGGCGUGGUUCGCGCGUAAAUCGACCGGGACGAGGGAUGAGCUGGUGGCGGAUUUGACGCACGCGCUGCGCGCGUUCACGCGCGCCGCGGGCGAACGCGCCGAGCGCGCGACGGAGAGCGAGGAAAUACCGCUGCCGGACGCGCGCGACGUGGCGCUGGAGGAUUUCUCUCGGGCGCUGGACGUGGACGCGCUGCGGGCGACGAGGGAGGGAUUGGCGGCGGCGGGCGCGCCGCCGGCGAAGCGCGGCGAACGAUGGACGUUCGCGAAGGCGACGCGACGCCAUGGCGACGAAAGGCGCGAUGGCGAUGGGAGCGGUGGUGAUGAUGCGUUUUACGCGCGCGUGUCGGCGAUGGCGGAGAGACACGCGGAGUCGAUGACGUUGGCGCGAGAGAGGCGCGCGGCGAGCGAAGCGGAGGCGGCGGCUUCGGAGGCGGCGAUCGCAGCGAAACGCGCGGCGCGCGCGGGGAAUCGGUUGCGGCGAUUGAACACGCCGAAGUUGGUCGAACCGACGCGCGAGGAGACGAAGAACGCGCUGAGGAAGGUGUACGAGACGUUGGCGGGUGGGUCGUCGGCGACGACGGUUUGGAAGCCAUCCUUCGGCAAGGCGCGCAAGGCGGUGGAGACGAUCAUGGACGAGCUGUCGGCGAGCGAGCGCGCGACAGUGAUGGCAGAGUACGCGAUGUUGCAUAUGGGAGGUUCGAAGUACCGCGCGAAAUGUUUUGAGGAGGAGGUAGAGAAGGAGGAGGGCGCAGACGUCGUCGACGAGAGAGCCGACGAGGACGCGCCGGCAACGAAGCGCGGCAAGCGAGAGCGCGCACCGAGCGUGAGCGUCGUGCGCGUCGACGACGAACCGGCGGCGCGCGAAGAGAACGCGUCGACGGGAAUUCGUUUCCGGGUCGAGGAUCGUUACGAAUGGGAAGGAAGGUUGCGCGCGCCGAAGGAGGCAUCGAGCCGAGGCGAAGACGCGAUCCCAGGCGUCUCGCGUUUCGUACCUUGGUGGGAAGAAGUAGACGCGUGCGAUACGCGCGCCGUCGGUCGAUGGGGCGAAGCGCUUGUGUAUCAAUACCUACUCGCAUCGUACCCCGCGCGAGAGAAUCAUCUCGUCGAGUGGUUGAACGCGGAAGGCGAGACGAACAGUUUUUACGACAUCAAAGUCACCGACGUUGCCACUGGGCGCGUGACUUUCGUAGAGGUCAAGUCGACGCGUUUCGACGAUAAAAACGCAUUUGAGAUUUCACCUUGGGAAUGGGAUUUUGCGACGAAACCAAGCGUGGAUUAUCAUAUAUAUCGCGUGUAUAACGCCGGAGACAAGAAGCGCGUGCGCGUGUGCGUAGUUCGAGAUCCCGCGACGCUCUGCCGCGAGCACAAGAUUAGCAUGGCGCUCGUCAUCUGAAAACUCACAUGUAUCAUGUACAACAUCAACACCUACGUACCAUUAGUAGCCU
Molecule: messenger RNA, 1531 nt
Organism: Ostreococcus lucimarinus CCE9901
Lineage: Eukaryota; Viridiplantae; Chlorophyta; Mamiellophyceae; Mamiellales; Bathycoccaceae
Exons: 1
Coding region: 25-1479 (484 amino acids)
Source: RefSeq, a predicted model, not a curated record